Messenger RNA from Mytilus californianus (California mussel), 2123 nucleotides. RefSeq lists its product as uncharacterized. Bases 35 to 1015 code for a protein of 326 amino acids. The record is from RefSeq and is a predicted model, not a curated record. The transcript is spliced from 2 exons. NCBI's taxonomy places the organism in Eukaryota, Metazoa, Mollusca, Bivalvia, Mytilida, Mytilidae. Gene Ontology annotation, molecular function: protein binding.
AUUUUGGUCCUACACAUUGCAAGGAGCAGCCAAAAUGUUUGUCUUUCGAAUGUUUUCUUUAAGUUUAUCAAUUAUAACGACAUUGACAAGUUCGAUUGGUUCGGAGUCCGAAUCAUUGCUGACCUGUUCAAAAUUUCAUUUUGAAGAAAGAGUUCUUGAAAAACUUGUACGGUUGGAACUUAAAAUGGAAUUAUUCGAGGAAAAAAUGAAAUUGAUGGAAAGUUCAGUUUCAUCAAAAUUAGAAAGAAUGGACGAAAUUGAGAAAGAAACAGAAACUUUAACAGAAACGAUGCUAGAUAAACAACUUCAGAUUCAAACGAGAAUUAAUGAGUCUAACCAAGAAAUUGUUGACGACUUUAAAACGCAAUCAAACAACAAAACAAAAUUGUAUGGAGAAAAGAUGGACUCUUUGUUGGAAUCGUUGUCGUUGAAAAGUCAAGAAUUCAGUAAAGCUGAAAAAGAACGGGAGAGAAAAAUGGAAUCCAUGAAGCUUGAUUCGCACGAAGAACAGAAACGGUUUAAUAAGUCUUAUGAUGUGAUUGUGGAAAACUUCAAAGUUCAAUCUAAUCAGACAUUGCGAGAAUUAAUUCUUCUUCAAGAGGAAGAUUUUAAAGAAAUGAUUGAGAAAAGAGAGACUGUUGCUUUCUCAGCUUACCGGUCAAGUUCACAAAGGUUGUCAGCAGGUGAUAUAGUAAAGUUUGAUGGAGUAUGGACCAAUGUAGGGAAUGGAUAUGAACCAAGUACCGGGAUAUUCAAAGCUCCACAUCCGGGUCUUUAUCAUUUGACUGACGUUGUUAUGUCAGAUAAUGGACAAAUUCUGAUAUUGUACCUUUGUCACAACGGAUUGCGGAUAGCAACAAGUUAUCUUAAUGGCGAUGGUUAUAAGACAGGAACAUUUGAUGUUGUAUUUAAUCUACAGAAAGGAGACAAAGUAUAUCUUGAGAGUCAUACAAGUCAAACAAUCUAUAGUGACGUUAAUAGAUACAUUACAUUUUCUGGAUAUAGGAUCACAUAGACUAAGAAUGUCUAAGACUUUUAAUUUAGCUUGAAUACAUUUCAAACUUUUACUUUCCUAGAACAAUGUUAAAUACAUGCAAUGUAACCCAGUGUGUAAAUCUGUUGCAUUCUUUAAACAAUUAGUAUUAUAACGAUGAUCGAACUGAUAUGACCGGAAGCCUUUCUUUGUAUAAAAGAUGAAGAUGUAGUUAUAGAUUAUUUCUGGUUUUUUUAAACGAGAUGCAUUUUCUCAUUCUCAUCUCAUCGAAGGGCGAUAGCCUUGAGAUGAGAUGAGAAUCAGAAAAUGCAUUGAGUUUGAAAAAAAAACAUAAAUAAUUUAUUUAUCGCUAUUAUGUGUAUUUUCGAAUAUUAUUUAGUACAAAUUACAGCAAAAAAUAUAUCUAAUACGAUAAGAAUGCAUUUUCCUUUUUGGUACUAUUUUUUUCGAGCAGGCUGAUUUGAUAUAUAUUUAGUCACACAACGACUUUCAUUCAUUUGAAAAAUGGCAUUUGUUCAUGGUGUUCAAAGAUUGCAAUCACCAUUUUCACCGUUUUGAAAGCUCUAUUUUAGUGUAACAAUACAUGCAGACAGAGAGACAAUCAUUUGUAGCAGAUUUAUGUAAAAAUUGACAUUUUUUAUUUGUAAGAAACAUGAUUUGAUUACUUUUACUAACUUCAAGUUGAUUUAUAAGUGAAAUUCACGGUAAAAUUGAAACGAGAAAAAUACUUUUUUUGUCGACAUUUCAGCGCAGUCAUCCGAUAACGUUUUUUUUUAUAGUUCCGGCUAAACAUUUCUGAUUGGUCGACGCUCUAGUGCGUGGAUAUGGAUCAAUACGCUGUUGCUAAGGACCUUAGAAACUAGCGAUAAUUUUCAUUCUCAAGUGAGUCGAGUGAGAAUGAAAAUUAUCACAUAAAAAGAUCAAAGGAAAAAUACAAAUAAUAGCGAUAAUAAACAUUAUGAAUGAGAUAACUAUUCACUAUAGGCCAAACAAACAAGGCUUAAGAAGGUCUUCAACAAUAAUCAAAACACAUACCGUAUAGUAAGUUAUAAGAUACUUUCGCGUGAUGACAAAAAUGAGAAAAUUUUAAAUAGAAAACGCCCUGAAUAAAUAAAAAUCAACUUUUGUG